This is a messenger RNA of Malania oleifera, 1909 nucleotides long. RefSeq names its product serine carboxypeptidase-like 18. The transcript is spliced from 15 exons. Bases 135 to 1544 code for a protein of 469 amino acids. Lineage: Eukaryota; Viridiplantae; Streptophyta; Magnoliopsida; Santalales; Ximeniaceae. Gene Ontology annotation, molecular function: acyltransferase activity, transferring groups other than amino-acyl groups; serine-type carboxypeptidase activity. The record is from RefSeq and is a predicted model, not a curated record. Gene Ontology annotation, biological process: secondary metabolic process; proteolysis.
ACAGUCAACCCAAAGAUUCAAAGUAUAGAAAAAUUGUUAAAAGAGGUCUACACAUAUUUAAGCAUGCCGCCAGGAUUCUGGUAAGUCUAUAAAAAAAAUUCAGGUGUAUUGAGAGACAUCCGAGAGUAGAAGAAAUGGGUACUGCAGUAGCAGCUGCUGUUUACUCAAGAUGGGUGUUCAUGCGUUUAUUGCUUCUGCUUCUUCUCUCCGCCAAUGCAGCUUUCUCCGGUGAGAUCGUCCGGUAUCUGCCUGGCUACGCCGGGGAACUCCCUUUCAAGCUCGAAACUGGAUACAUAAGUGUUGGAGACUCGGAGUUAUUCUACUACUUCAUUGAGUCGCAAGGAAACCCAAAAGAAGACCCCCUCUUCCUUUGGCUCACUGGUGGCCCCGGUUGUUCUUCUUUCAAUGGACUCAUCUAUGAAAUUGGUCCAAUGGAGUUUGAUAUUCAUAAUUACGAUGGGGGGUUGCCAAAUUUGCUCUAUUACAAGUAUGCUUGGACAAAGUCUGCAAGCGUAAUAUUUUUAGACGCACCGGUUGGUACUGGUUUCUCAUAUUCUACAACAACAGAAGGUUGGUAUGCGUCUGACUCAAAAUCAGCAGAACAAUCCUACGAAUUCUUAAGGAAGUGGUUAGAAGAAAACCCACAAUAUCUCCCACUUCAACUCUUCAUAGGAGGCGAUUCUUACUCCGGCAUUACUGUUCCAUUAGUCACUAAAUAUGUUGUUGAAGGUAUUGAAGCUGGACUCCAACCUCGAAUGAAUCUCAAGGGAUAUCUACUGGGAAGCCCACAUACAGAUUCAGUUAUUGAUCAAAAUUCUAAAAUAGUGUUUGCUCAUCGGAUGGCACUUAUAUCAGAUGAGCUUUAUGAGGCAGCGAAAAGGAAUUGCAAUGAAAAUUAUGUGAACAUAGACCCAUCCAAUACAGAAUGUGUACUUGCUCUUGCUUCAAUUAAUAAGUGUGUCAAAGAUUUGUUUAGCAAUGAUAUAUUGGAACCCAAGUGCACUUUUGCUUCAGCAAACCUUGUUGAGGAAACAGAUAGAAGAUUUAUUGAAGAGAAGCACAGAGAUUUCGUCCUUUCGCCGCCAAAGAUUAAUGAAUUAUGGUGUCGGACAUUUAACUAUGUACUCUCCUAUGUAUGGACAAAUGAUGAAAGUGUUCAAGAUGCUUUACAUGUUCGAAAGGGAACUGUAAAAGAUUGGCAAAGAUGCAACAAGAGCCUUUCAUACACAAAAGACAUCAAGAGUGUUGUUGAUGUAAAUCAAUACCUGAGUAAGAAAAGCUUGAAUGUUCUUGUAGAGUGUGGGGAUCGUGACAUGGUUGUUCCAUAUAUUGGUACUGUAAAGUGGGUCACGUCUCUCAAUUUAACAAUUGUCAAUCAUUGGCGACCAUGGUUUGUUGAUGGUCAAGUUGCAGGAUAUACUAGGAAGUACUCAAGCGAUGGGUUCCGUUUAACAUAUGCAACUGUAAAGGGCGCAGGUCACACAGCCCCAGAGUAUCAUCGUAGGGAAUGUUAUUUCAUGUUUAAGAGCAAGAACAAAAACUAAAGAAAAAGAGAAAGAAAGAGAAAGAGAGAAAGAAGUUCGCUGGCCGUAGCAAGUAGCAGCAGCCAUGGUGGCUUCCGGUUGAAGAGUAGCAGCCAGCAAGCACAACAAGCCUUCUCGAGUCCCUCAGCAGCAAUGCAGCAACAGGAGAGCAGUAACAGUGGUAGGAGGCCUUGGUUCGCAGCACACAGUAGCAGAGAAACAACACGUAAGGGAAGAGGAAGCAAGGACUUCAUGGGCAGCAGCAGUAGGGAGGAAAAGAACAAGAGAGAGUGGACUGAGGAGGAGGAAGAGAAUGAGGGAGAGAAGAGAAGAAGAAAAAAAACAAAGAAAACAAGAGAGGCAGAGAUUUAGAGAGAAUGAGAAAA